AUGUGCGAGAAGAGCUGCAGCUGCUCCAAAACAUGCCCGCGAAAGUUCCAAGGCUGCUCUUGUUCCUCAGAGAAGGCCGGUCGGAGCCACAAGCUCGUUUGCUUUGAUGAUGACCGUUGCGCGUGCUUUCAACGAGGACGAGAGUGCGACCCCGACCUAUGUGGAGCGUGUGGAGUGUGCUCCGUCCUCGAUCCUGUUCACAAAUAUCGCGAGCUACGAGGACAGUGCCGAAACGCAAGCAUCCAGCGUGGAGUUGCAAAGCAUACCAUGAUUGGCGACAGUGGCAUCCACGGGCUAGGGCUGUACACUUGCGAGGACAUCCGCCCGCACGAGUUCUUGGGUGAGUACAAGGGCGAGAUCAUCAACAAGGCCGAAGCUGAACGGCGAGGCGCGGUUUAUGAGCACCAGAAACUCAGUUACCUCUUCAGUCUCAACGACACCCAGGAGAUCGACAGCACAUAUUUUGGCAACAAGAUUCGUUUCAUCAACCAUGCGGACAAGUCGAAAUGCAAUAUAUACCCUCGGAUUAUCAUGGUCAACACCGUCUUUCGAAUCGCGCUCUACGGACAGCGAAAAGUGAAGCCGGGAGAGGAGCUUUUCUUCGACUAC
This is a messenger RNA of Pseudocercospora fijiensis CIRAD86, 609 nucleotides long. RefSeq lists its product as uncharacterized. Gene Ontology annotation, molecular function: histone methyltransferase activity; protein binding. Lineage: Eukaryota; Fungi; Ascomycota; Dothideomycetes; Mycosphaerellales; Mycosphaerellaceae. The annotation marks the transcript as partial. The record is from RefSeq and is a predicted model, not a curated record. The transcript has a single exon. Gene Ontology annotation, biological process: chromatin remodeling.